AUGCUUUCAGAAGAUGAUACCAAAUUAACAUAUGGAUUUGCUGAUAAUGGUAUCGAUAAAGAGCCUAAUAGAAAAUUUGAUUUAAGGAAUGAUGAUGUUGGUUUAUCAGAAAAAGAGAAAGCCAUUAUUAAUAACCCGAAUGUUAAUACUGCUGAAGGCAAAUACUACACAGCAAUACUGUUAACGGUUAACGAGGAUUUAAUUAAUACGCAAAUCGAGUUGACAAACGAUGAUCUCUUAGAGGCUUUAAAAGACUUUGAAAGUGCAGCAGCUAGAAACAUUGCGGCGGGAAAUAACCGCCUUGUCGAAGACGUGGCUAAAGAAUUAGCUUGA
Messenger RNA from Entrophospora sp. SA101, 333 nucleotides. The record is from the annotation of a GenBank genome assembly. Lineage: Eukaryota; Fungi; Glomeromycota; Glomeromycetes; Entrophosporales; Entrophosporaceae.